Molecule: messenger RNA, 1258 nt
Organism: Sorex fumeus (smoky shrew)
Lineage: Eukaryota; Metazoa; Chordata; Mammalia; Eulipotyphla; Soricidae
Gene: SERPINB10
Product: serpin family B member 10
Exons: 7
Coding region: 1-1194 (397 amino acids)
Biological process (GO): negative regulation of endopeptidase activity
Molecular function (GO): serine-type endopeptidase inhibitor activity
Source: RefSeq, a predicted model, not a curated record
AUGGACUCCCUAGCAAAAUCAAUCAACCAAUUUGCCCUGGAGUUUAGCAAAAAACUGGCUGAAGAUGAUGAGGGUAAAAAUAUCUUCUUCUCCCCCUGGGGCAUCUCAACCACCUUGGCCAUGGUCUAUUUGGGCACCAAAGGUACCACUGCAACCCAGAUGGCCCAGGUGCUUCAAUUUGAUACAGAUCAAGAUGUCAAAUCUUCUCCUGAAAAUGAAAAGAAAAGAAAAAUGGAUUUCAACUCAGACCAGGUUGGAGAAAUACAUUUUGCCUUCCAGAAACUAAUUUCAGAAAUCAACAAUCCCAGCAAUGCCUACAUUCUUAAAACAGCCAACGGAAUCUAUGGGGAGAAAACAUACCCAUUUCACAACAAAUAUUUGGAAGAUAUACAAACAUAUUUUGGUGCAAAACCACAGUCUGUGAACUUCGUGGAAGAUUCUGACCAGAUCAGAAAAGAAAUCAACUCUUGGGUUGAAAGUCAGACGGAGGGUAAAAUACCGAAUCUCUUACCUGAUGAUGCUGUGGAUUCUGCAACCAGAAUGGUUCUGGUGAAUGCCCUUUAUUUUAAAGGACUUUGGGAACAUCAAUUCUCAGUCCAAGACACCACAGAGAAACCUUUCAGAAUCAACAAGACUUCAAGCAAACCAGUGCAAAUGAUGUCGAUGAAAAAAAAUCUUGAAGUUUUUCACAUAGAAAAGCCACAAGCCACGGGCCUUCAACUUUACUACAAGAACCGGGACCUCAGCUUGCUCAUACUACUGCCAGAAGAUGUCGGUGGGCUGGAUCAGCUGGAGAAGGCCAUCACCUAUGAUCAGCUGAGUGAGUGGACCAGCGAAGACAUGAUGGAGAUGUACACCGUCGAACUUCAUCUUCCCAAGUUCAAGCUGGAACAGUCUUACGACCUCAAGACAACCUUAGCCAGUAUGGGGAUGAGUGACGCCUUUAACCAGAGCAAAGCUGAUUUCUCAGGAAUGUCCAAAGAAAGAAAUUUAUAUCUAUCCAAUGUCUUCCACAAGUCUUUUGUGGAAAUAAAUGAACAAGGUACAGAGGCUGCAGCUGGCUCUGCGAGCGAGAUUAGUGUGCGAAUUAGACUCCCCACCAUUGAAAUCAAUGCAGACCACCCAUUUCUCUUCUUCAUCAGGCACAACAAAACCAAUAGUAUUCUCUUUUAUGGGAGGUUCUGCUCGCCUUAGAGCCCAGAUCUAUCUCAUCAGACAAGACCAUUUAUAGUUUAAGCCAUACUCAUCAAUUGAAAAA